AUGAUCACGGUAAACAUCUUUGCUAUCGUGCUUAUGGGCUCAUAUCUUAUAUUUUACUAUUUCAUGACCCAGAAGAAGUUGUGGAUCUCGAUUGAAAUCAGUGCUGUGAUAUUUCUGAUAUCGAUAAUGCUUUUCUUGGUGCAGUUAUACGGGCAUGACAUUAUUCAUCCACUCGGUUUUACGUGUAUGACCUUCAACAUAUUGAACUUCGGUGCACCACUUGCUGGACUUAAAGUGGUAUUACGGCAACGCAGCUGCGAGACUUUACCAUUACCGUUGUGCAUAGCCAAUUUUCUAGUUUCAAGUCAGUGGGCGUUGUACGGUGCUUUGGUAUCCGAUGUCUACAUUAUCGUUAGUUUUUCACUUUUUCGUGCUGUGUUACCGUAG
Messenger RNA from Gongylonema pulchrum, 387 nucleotides. The record is from the annotation of a GenBank genome assembly. NCBI's taxonomy places the organism in Eukaryota, Metazoa, Nematoda, Chromadorea, Rhabditida, Gongylonematidae.